ACGACGGACGCGCAGACCGGUCCAACCGGACCGGUCCGCUGAGAAGAUGGGAUCAGGAUAUAUCCCGGGGUUCCUGCGAACCAUAAACCGCGUCCGUGGGACAACCCUCCAAAACCCAGAGAACCAAAACACUUCUUUUUUUCUCUUCCCUCUCGCGGCCGCCGCAGAGAGCCUGACGCAGUGAUGGAGAGGGAGGAGGCCGCCGUGCCCAUCAUGAACGCGAGCACCGGCGAAGAGACCACCAAUCCCUAUGCCGGCAUGUCCCAGAAGGAGUGCACCGAUAGGAUCCGAAAGAGCCUUAAACAUCCAAUGGUGAGGUUUCUCCGGGAGCACAUGGAGAAAGCCGGAUGCCCCGUGUGGGUGCGGCUUCUCAUGGCGAUCAACUGCAGAGACCAAGUUGCUGCCGGCGGUUACGCCAGCGGGCAAGGGAUAACCGUUUGUUGUAAUCAUAUGACAUACCAAGAUGAGAUCAAUCAAGUUCUGAUUCAUGAGCUAAUCCAUGCUUAUGAUGAUUGUCGUGCAAAGAACAUGAACUGGAAUAAUUGUGCUCAUCAUGCUUGCUCUGAGAUUCGGGCUAACCAUCUUAGUGGGGAUUGCCAUUACAAGCGGGAAUUGCUGCGAGGGUUUAUGAAGAUACGAGGGCAUGAACAAGAAUGUGUGAGAAGGCGAGCUCUGAAGUCUGUCCAAAAUAAUCCAUACUGCUCAGAUGCAGCUGCAAGAGAUGCGAUUGAGGCUGUUUGGGAUACCUGUUACAAUGAUACCUUCCCAUUCGACAGAGCUCCAUAAAAUCUUGACAUAGCGUGCUGGUAUUUUUUCCAGUGAAGCACAAUGAAUCCCCGCCUUCUCAUGCAAAAGAGACCCUCCAAUUUUGUUAUUUUAUGUUGUAGUAAUCACCUUUCAUUUGAUUUUAUGCCUGUUUUCUUUUUAUACUUUACAGGCUUAGAGAAAUACUGAUGUUUAGUUUCAUGUGAACUUUUUUGUGCCAUAAAAAUUACUUCAUCACAUUGAUGCUAUUGUAAUGCUGAAAAUUAAUUUAUCGGAUAAUAAAUCAAAAUUUAUUCAUGAA
Phoenix dactylifera (date palm) is the source of this 1066-nucleotide messenger RNA. RefSeq names its product Ku70-binding family protein. The record is from RefSeq and is a predicted model, not a curated record. Lineage: Eukaryota; Viridiplantae; Streptophyta; Magnoliopsida; Arecales; Arecaceae. Gene Ontology annotation, molecular function: metalloendopeptidase activity. Gene Ontology annotation, biological process: mitochondrial proton-transporting ATP synthase complex assembly; mitochondrial protein processing.